GUGUGUGCAUGUGUUCAUCUUUGCUGAGGAGGGGCUGCAUGUGUGCAAGAAUGUGUGCGAGUGUAUUUGUGUGCAUGUGUAUAUGUGUGUGUGCACCUGUGUGUUAAACCAGCAUUGUUCCUGAUAGAGGGAAAGCUGUGCUGCGCUGUUUGGAGAAUCCAAGGUCAUUGGAGAACAGUCACAUGUGCCGUAUGUGAGCGUGCAUGUGUGAAUGAGUGUCUAUGAGUGAGUGAGUGAGUGAGUGUGUGUCUCUCUCUUCCUCUCUCUCUGGCUGUGUGACAGAGAAAGAGGCUUCAGGCAAAGAACAGUGAAUUUCAUCAGGUUUUUCAUCAAUGUACGGCGGAGAGGGUGUCACGCUGAUAUGUCAAAACACUAGCAGGCGGCCCGAUGUGUGACUCACACACCAGCUCCUCUCCCAUCCAUCCAAUCACAGCGGAAUUACCAAUUAUGAUCUUGGUAAAAGGCAGCUUGACUGUAGUUUAACAGCAGGUGUUUGUGGAUGUUGUGGGGCCCUGAGACCCCGUUAUAAGAGGCUGGUGGAUAACAUCUUUCCUGAAGACCCUGAGGAUGGUUUGGUGAAAGCAAACAUGGAGAAGCUUACAUUUUAUGCCUUGUCUGCUCCAGAAAAACUAGACCGUAUCGGCGCCUACCUGUCAGAAAGACUUUCCAGAGAUGUUGCCCGCCACAGAUAUGGGUAUGUUUGUAUUGCUAUGGAGGCUUUGGACCAGCUGCUGAUGGCCUGUCACUGUCAAAGUAUAAACCUUUUUGUUGAGAGUUUCCUCACUAUGGUGCGCAAGCUACUGGAGGCAGACAAACCCAACUUGCAGAUCCUGGGCACUAACUCAUUUGUGAAAUUUGCAAACAUCGAGGAAGACACAGCUUCAUACCAUCGCAGCUACGAUUUCUUUGUCUCACGCUUCAGUGAGAUGUGCCAUUCCAGUUACGAAGAUCCAGACGUUCGCACAAAGAUUCGUAUGGCAGGUAUCAGAGGUCUGCAGGGUGUGGUGAGGAAGACUGUCAAUGAUGAACUGCAGGCAAAUAUUUGGGACCCUCAACACAUGGACAAAAUAGUGCCAUCCCUUCUGUUCAACCUCCAGCAGGAAAAAGGCAUAGAGAGAUCUCCCUCUCCAGAGACAGAGAAGGAAAGUCCAGUGGAGCUGACUGAGAGGUGUUUCAGAGAGCUGCUGGGACGGGCAGCUUAUGGCAACAUAAAGAACGCCGUCAAACCCGUGCUCAUGCACCUUGAUAACCAUUCACUCUGGGAGGGCAAAACAUUUGCCGUUCGCUGUUUCAAAAUCAUUAUGUACUCCAUUCAGUCCCAACAUUCGCAUUUGGUGAUUCAGCAGCUGUUGGGUCACUUGGAUGCCAACAGUAAGAACUCCGCCAGAGUGCGUGCUGGGAUUGUGGAGGUGAUCUCAGAGGCAGCCGUUAUAGAGGCCAGUGGCUCCGUAGGACCGACAGUACUGGAGGUGUUUAAUACUUUACUGAAGCAGCUCAGACUCAGUGUGGACUACGAACUCACUGGAUCCUAUGACUCGUUUGGAAACAUGGGAACCAAGGUCAUUAAAGUGCACGAGGAGAGACAACUCCAAGAAUCUGUCAUCAAAACUAUUGGUUCAUUUGCAAACACGCUUCCCACCUACCAGCGCUCGGAAGUUAUGCUGUUCAUCAUUGGUAAAAUUCCUGUGCCGGGGAUGUAUCCAGCUCUGGGGUCGCCCAACACAGGGGUUGAGGGCAGUAGGAUGAUACAGAUUAUGCUGCUAAAAUCUCUGCUGCAGGUAACAGCAGGAUUCCAGUCUACGAACAUUCUGACCGCUCUGCCCACCUCAUUCCUGGACCCUCUCUUGUCCUUUACUCUGAUGGAGGACGCAGAGAUCCGGCUGCUCGUUCUUGACAUCCUCAUUAGCAUCAUUGAUCGCCAUGACAACCGCCACAAAUUCUCCCCUGUCAGAAUCGUGUCAGAUAUCGCUGUACUGAAGCUGAAAGUGGACAAGUGCUCAAGGCAGGACAAUCUCUUCAUGAAGAAACACAGCCAGAGGCUGUACCGCCACAUUUACCUGGCCUGCAAAGAGGAGAGCAGCGUCCAGUGGCACUUUGAGUCUCUUUAUACGCUGCUGGGGUUGAUCUGUGUUGAGCUGGCCAAUGAGGAGGUGGUGGUGGACCUGAUUCGACUGGCUUUGGCCUUACAGGACCUGGCCUUGACUGAAGAGGCACUUCCUUUGUACAACCGCUGUGCCAUCCACGCUCUGUCAGCUGCAUACCUGAAUCUCAUCAGCCAGCUGACCACUGUGCCCACUUUCUGCCAACAUGUCCAUGAGGUGAUUGAAUCAAGAAAGAAACUGGUCCCCUUCCUGCUGCCUGAGGAUGUGCUCGCUGAGACCUCAAAGAUCCCAGAGAAGCUGGAGAAGGUGGAGGGUGAAGUGCUGUUCAUUCAGGCUAAGAUAGCAGAGAUGCUGGGCGGCAGUGGAUACAACACAGAGAGACUGGCCACUCCAUACAUCCCACAGAUCACAGAUGAAGACAGACUAUCCAAGAGGAAAAGUAUUGGUGACACAAUUUCUCUACAGUUAGAGAUCGAGUCCGGGCACAGUCCAGAAAAAGAGCAGAGAUCCUCAGCAGAGCAGAUCACAUUUGAAACCCUUAAACAAGCCAUUGUUAGCAUAGACUCACACAUUUGUGUGUGUUCAGUAGACAGUGUGAGUGUGGAGGAGCUGGAAAGAGAGCGCAGGAGGCAGGUGGUGGAAAGGUUUCAGACCGCUCCAUUUGAGGAGAUCGCAGCACACUGUGGGGCCCGGGCUUCCCUGUUGCAGAAUAAACUCAACCAAAUCUUUGAAAUCACAAUCAGGCCUCCUCCGAGUCCGUCUGGCUCUGUCGGCAACGGCCGGAGUCAUUCUGUACCAGUCUAUGAAAUGAAGUUUCCAGACCUCUGUGUGUACUGAGAGAGCCUGGAGCCAGUCACCACAUACAGACCUGUUUUCAUCCCUACAAUCACUCCUCCUUAAUGUCCAGGUGAAACUCUGUCUUCUAAACUGUGUCCUUUAGUUUAAUACCUUAAGAUAAAGAUCAAAGCUUUACUUUAUCCAGAGGUCUUCACCAAAACAGACAACCAAACCAAGAGAAUGUACAUUGGUUAAAUAUGCACUGUAUCACUAUAAAUGACAAUGCUCACACAACUUACAAACAAUUGUGCCAUUGUCUGAGAAUACAUAGCAGAAUAGGGUUUUUAUGUUUAAUCAAAUAUCCAGUAAAUACACCAGGUUAUUGUGUAAGUCUGUUGUUCAGAGAAAGUGGUUGAUAUUCUUGUCAAAUAAAAAGUUAAACUGCCUUACAUUUUUUUUUAUCUUAAGUUAAGACUUUACAUUUGUUAUAAAAUGAUCUCGGCAUGUUUUCUGUAAAUAUGUUUUUCAAAGUGUUGAUUAAGUUGGGACAAUUUAGCUAAAUAUAUAUAUAUAGAAGUAUGUCCUUCUGCAUGUUUAAACCCACUCUACUUGCUGCAAUAAUAUUUGUAUUUAAAGCAAUAAUAAAUGAAUUGAAUAAUGCAGAUUCUUCAGAGAAAAAGCAGAAGAAAAAGUACAACAAAUAUUUUUUUGCAAACACUCAAUGCAUUAUUGCAAUCAGAACUGACAGCUGAUUAACACGCUGUGAGCAAGAGAGUCAAUUCAACAGGUCCUCUAGUGUAUUCGCAUAGUAAAGUCAUGUUCAUUCAUGGUCUAAUUACUGCAAGUUAUGCACAUUUGUACCUUGCUACCACAGGAAAUAUGAUUCUAGUGAAGGGUAAGAGAUUUUAUUUGCUUAAAAUUCUUGUGAUUUGUGUUCUUUUCUCAAAUGAGUGUUUUCCUUUCUGAACCAGAGGGAAGCAGUAAGAUUUCUUAUAGUCCCCUACUACUGGGGUCAAAGGGGGCCGAUUAGCUCUCUAUUUAUUGUUAAAUUAGCCAUGAUAUUAGUUUGUUUCUUUUGUUACUUCUAUGACUUUUCUCUCUUCAUAAAUUUAUAAAUCCUGUAAUUUUAGGAUUACGUCAAGAUUUUUGUUCUCUUGUAUUUUAUCGCAGCACUUUAAAGCUCAUAGUGUAAAUGUGGUGUAUGCUGAAAUAUGUACUUUAUGUUCUGUGAUUGUCCACCUGACAUGCGAAUGUGCUAUUGAGUGUCAUUUUAAAGUGAUUUAUCCUUCAUCAUCUCAUGUUUUUCCUCUCAAAAAAAGGUGUCCUUUUCAGUCGCCGCAUGCACUGGGUGUUUUGUCUGUUUUGUCUUUUAAUUUUGGGAUUGAAUCCUUAUUAAGAAUAUUCAAGCACUGUGGAUUGUAAUUAGUAAUGAUUAUGUCAACUUAGUCCCUGUUAUGUGUUCAGGUACCGUCAAUGCAAACUGAUAUGACUUCAGAACUGUGUUCUGUGAAUGUUUGCCUAAAUGAAACCAUUCUUAAGUGAUGUACAUAUGUGGUAUGAAUAAUAAGAAUAUCAAUUAAAGACUAAUUUUAUGAAAUCAAA
Myxocyprinus asiaticus (Chinese sucker) is the source of this 4481-nucleotide messenger RNA. Its product is annotated as protein EFR3 homolog B-like. NCBI's taxonomy places the organism in Eukaryota, Metazoa, Chordata, Actinopteri, Cypriniformes, Catostomidae. The coding region runs from base 588 to 2939 and encodes 783 amino acids. The record is from RefSeq and is a predicted model, not a curated record. Gene Ontology annotation, cellular component: plasma membrane. The transcript has 23 exons. Gene Ontology annotation, biological process: protein localization to plasma membrane.